Cuscuta campestris is the source of this 3941-nucleotide messenger RNA. The record is from the annotation of a GenBank genome assembly. Lineage: Eukaryota; Viridiplantae; Streptophyta; Magnoliopsida; Solanales; Convolvulaceae.
CUCCCGUUCUAGUUUCUAUUGUCCUCUUCAAAUCGCGCAUUCAUCAACACACCUGCAUACUAACAUAUUGAUUUGAGUUCCUAGGGAUAUUUGGCGGGGGUUGUUUAGAAUUGUGCGAUGGGUGUUCCCGCAUUUUACCGGUGGCUAGCCGAGAAGUAUUCACUGGUGGUGGUGGAUGUGAUCGAGGAAGAGCCGGUGGUUAUCGAAGAUGUCAAAAUUCCGGUGGAUACCAGCAAACCCAACCCUAACAAUAUCGAAUUCGAUAAUCUCUAUCUCGAUAUGAAUGGCAUUAUCCACCCAUGUUUCCACCCAGAAGACCGACCAUCCCCUACUACUUUUGAGGAGGUGUUCCGGUGCAUGUUUGAUUAUAUAGAUAGGCUCUUUGUAAUGGUGCGCCCUCGAAAGCUGUUGUACAUGGCCAUUGAUGGUGUUGCUCCAAGAGCGAAAAUGAAUCAGCAGAGGUCUAGGCGUUUUAGAGCAGCAAAAGAUGCAGCCGAUGCGGCAGCUGAAGAGGAGAGGCUGCGUGAGGAAUUCGAGAAGGAGGGUAGAAAGCUCCCUCCCAAGCAGGAAUCACAAACUUUUGAUUCAAAUGUCAUCACUCCUGGAACUCCGUUCAUGGAGACUCUGUCAAUUGCACUCCAGUACUACAUCCAUCUCAGGCUAAACCAUGAUCCUGGAUGGAGAAACAUUAAGGUUAUACUUUCUGAUGCCAAUAUUCCUGGUGAAGGGGAACACAAAAUUAUGUCCUACAUUCGUCUGCAAAGGAACCUUCAGGGUUAUGACCCUAAUACACACCAUUGCCUGUAUGGCUUGGAUGCAGAUCUAAUCAUGUUGGCAUUGGCCACUCACGAAGUUCACUUUUCUAUACUUAGAGAGGUUGUAUUCACUCCUGGUCAGCAAGACAAAUGUUUUCUAUGCGGCCAAAUGGGCCACAUGGCUGCAGAUUGUGAAGGAAAAGCCAAGAGAAAAGCUGGAGAGUUUGAUGAAAAAGGUGAUGUGGAAGUGGUGGCGAAAAAGCCUUAUCAGUUUCUCAAUAUUUGGACCCUGAGAGAGUACUUGGAGUAUGAAUUCAGAAUUCCAAACCCUCCUUUCGAGAUUGAUUUUGAGCGUAUUGUUGAUGAUUUUAUAUUCAUGUGUUUCUUUGUUGGGAAUGAUUUUCUACCACAUAUGCCCACACUAGAGAUUCGCGAGGGUGCAAUAAACUUGCUGAUGUGUGUUUACAAAAAGGAGUUUAAUUCCCUGGGAGGAUAUUUGACUGAUGCCAGCAAGCCAAACCUUGGCAGGGUAGAACAUUUUAUACAGGCUGUGGGGUCAUUUGAAGACAAAAUAUUCCAAAAAAGAGCACGCUUGCAUCAGAGGCAAGCUGAAAGAAUCAAGCGUGAAAAAACACAAAAAAGACGAGAUGAGUUGGUGCCCGAAUCUGAACCGGAAUCUUUGGUUCCAGUUGCUCGGUUCCAUGGUUCUCGUCUUGCAUCUGGUCCCACACCUUCUCCACAUCAACAUAGGGCACAAUCUGAUCAUUUUAGGCGUGAUAACAAGAAUGAACAAUCUGUUAAUUUUCAUGGCGGUCGUAACGGUAACCGUGCUACAAAAGUUGCACGCUUAACAUCUGGGGCCACAAUAGGAGCUGCAAUUGUUGAAGCUGAGCGUAGUCUUGAAACCGAAGUUGAUGAUGCCAAAGAUGAACUGAAAACCAAGCUUAAAGAGCUACUUCGUGAAAAGAAUGAUGUUUUCAACUCAGAAAAUCCAGAAGAAGACAAGGUCAAGCUAGGAGAGCCUGGUUGGAAAGAGAGGUAUUAUGAUGAAAAGUUCUCUGCAAAAACACCCGAGGAAAUGGAUCGGAUACGAAAGGACGUCGUUUUGAAAUACACAGAAGGCUUGUGCUGGGUUAUGCACUAUUAUUAUGAAGGAGUUUGUUCCUGGCAGUGGUUUUAUCCUUAUCAUUAUGCACCUUUCGCUUCGGAUUUAAAGGAUCUCACAGGACUGAAUAUCAGCUUCACAUUAGGAUCCCCAUUUAAACCAUUCAACCAACUGCUGGGUGUAUUUCCCGCUGCAAGUUCACAUGCGCUUCCUGAGCAGUACCGGAAAUUGAUGACAGACCCAAACUCGCCUAUCAUUGAUUUUUAUCCCACUGAUUUUGAAGUGGACAUGAAUGGAAAGCGGUAUUCAUGGCAGGGCAUUGCAAAACUACCAUUCAUUGAUGAGGCCCGGCUCCUUGCAGAAGUUGCAAAGAUUGAGCAUACAUUAACGGAUGAAGAAGUACGAAGAAACAGUGUGAUGUUUGAUAUGCUAUUCAUAUCGUUAUCUCAUCCUCUAUCUCCAUACAUCUUUUCUCUUGACAAUCGCUGCAAACAGUUAACAGACAAGGAAAAGGUGGAAGUAAAGGAGAUAAUUGACCCAGGAGCAAGUGGCGGGAUGAAUGGUUUUAUAUCCCUUUGUGCGGGAGAUCCUUGCCCUACAAUUUUCAGAUCACCUCUUCAAGGCAUGGAAGAUAUUAUGGAUAACCAAGUCAUAUGUGCAAUAUACAGGCUUCCAGAUGCUCAUAAGCACAUUACUCGACCUCCAAGAGGGGUUAUUUUCCCCAAAAAGACUGUGGGGUUUGGUGAUGUGAAACCUGAUCCUGUACUUUGGCAUGAGGAUUCCGGAAGGAGACAUUCGGAUAAUGGAAGACACAAUAUUCCAGGAGCUAUACGUGAUCGACAACUUGCAGAUGCUGCACAUCGGCUUGUAGCUAAUAGUUUACAGAUAAAAGGAGGCAGUGGUAGGGGUGAGUAUGUCGAUCAUAGAUAUUCACUACCACCUACAUCCUACCCGGGUGUAUAUGGUCCACCUCUGCAAUACCCCUACCAAUCAGACAUAUAUAAUAAUGGUCACGAACACACCUGGGUUGGACCUAGUUCAAGCUAUUCAAAUCCAACACCCUUGCAAGACCCAUAUUAUCCUCAUCAUUUGGCUGGGUCCCACAGGGGGUUCGUCCCUCAUCACGAAAGGGAUUAUCAUCAUAGACCGAGAGGAGGGUAUUAUGCCCCAGGUGGCGUAGACCCUUAUCGUUCACAUGUGAACCCGCAUCCCUUCCAUCCAAGCCCUCAUAUACCACCACCACCACCACACCAAAGUGAAUACUACAGCAAUGCAAACUAUCAACCUUAUGAUCCAUGGGUAGGCGGUGGGGUAUCCCCACACCAGAGCAACCCAAGGGAUGAUAGUAGAGGAGGAUAUAGUAAUAAACGCACGCACAAUUCCAUUAAUCGAUAUGCACCUUUAAGUAGGGGUUCAAAUAGACAACCUCCACCUGACUAUCGACACUAGAUGAGUGCAGUCCUUUUUUUUCUUAGCUUUGAGGAUCUCAGCUAACUUUACAGUCUGUAGUUGGGUGUUAUACAAAAAAUUCUAUGUUGUCUAUGUUGACACUUGUAUCCAGAGUACCAAACGCAGUAACCAAACUCAUGCGGGUCCCAUUUGAGAAUAGUGAGACCCACAUAAGUUUGUUUCUAUAUUUGGUCAUGUGAGCACAUCGAAGUGUGUCGUAUUGGCUCCUCGGGAGAACUUGGUGUUCCUCUUGCUCUACCCAAACGUAUACGAACCCAUUGUGAAAGGAAUAUGGAGCAAGCCAAAGCAGAAGUGAUCUUUAUCGUGUUGCUUCAUGCUAUUACAAGUAUAAUCUAUAUCUUCUGCUUGACUUUGUAAUUGUAUCAUAGUGUGUUGUUUUUAAAUCAGUUAUAUACAUUCUUUUUUUUUCGUGUUGUUAAAUUAAGUUUACUUACUGUAGUAAAAAGCUGGGUUAUUUGUUUAAGAAAAGUAUUUGUAGUGUUGGAUGAUGAGUUACUUUGAACCAGAUGUUGGGUGUUGCAUGAUGAGCAAAACUUGCUACCCUCUUGUUGUAAACUUGUUCUGUUUUAUUUUGUUCUUUGGUGGGUUUCCAAUACAAGAGAUGUCUUUUA